AGAAAAAACACCUUAUAUUUUUUCGAAAUCGCGUGAAUCUUGAUUCUCCUCCAGUCUUCGAACGGUCAAAAAAUGAUAUACUUUUUUGGUAUUGACGAAUGGUUAACUUCAUCCGGGAAAACAUGUAAUGUGAGCAUGAAGAAGUCAAUAUUAUGCUCAGUAAUGUUUCUUUUACUGUUCGCAGCAGGAAUUGCUCAGUUUUUCUUCAUCGAUCAUUUCAAAUUAGUUGUUCCAUCAGUUGGCCAUGCGAUCCUCUUCUUAUUCGAAAUGAUUUGCUUCCUGGUGCUCAUCAACGCGCUUUUCAAUGAACGACCACUUCUCUUCCUUCCAUUUGUGAUCGCAGAAGUUGUGAGAUGUGUCUGCUUGGUUGGCGUCAUUUUCCUGUACAUCAUCAAAAUGUUUCAAGUACAGGGACAUGAAGAUGAAAGGCCAAAUAUUGUGCUCCCCGCUCUUCACUAUGACAAUGAACACAAGACAGUAAAGCAAAUGGUAAAACUGGAUCUGCAUCUGAUUUUCAUUUUCUUCUUUCACCUAAUUUUGGCUGCUAUAGGUUACCGGUGCUAUCAGAUCUAUUCAAGAGGAACCCGCCGUAACAGAAUGAACCCCGCAGACUACCGUCCAACACAACCAAUGCACACAGUCAUUGUCCUCGAACAGCCAAUUGAGCAAGCUAUGUAUGGAAAAAAACCCGUUAAUUAAUCAGUUAUCAGACGCAUUACGUGAACAGAAGCGUACCGAAAUCUAACAUGCGGGUCGUUUUUGAAUCUCCACAAUCAUUGGAUCCCCCUUGAAAUUAUUGAGUACAAUAUUUCUCAUGUAAUAAUUUUGUUUUCCUUCAAUUGUAAGUAUGUAAAUUUGCAUACUUUUUUGUGAACAACCACGUGAUGCAAGAAGAUUUUUAUUUUUAAUAAAAGUGUAAAUAUUUGAAAAA
Molecule: messenger RNA, 931 nt
Organism: Caenorhabditis elegans
Lineage: Eukaryota; Metazoa; Nematoda; Chromadorea; Rhabditida; Rhabditidae
Gene: R09A8.5
Product: Protein TEX261
Exons: 5
Coding region: 73-699 (208 amino acids)
Source: RefSeq, marked reviewed